Messenger RNA from Cladocopium goreaui, 1272 nucleotides. Lineage: Eukaryota; Dinophyceae; Suessiales; Symbiodiniaceae. The record is from the annotation of a GenBank genome assembly.
AUGCGAUCUGAUUUGCGAUGUUUCUACAUCCUCUAUGCAGCGCGAUACAUCCAGGCAGCCGUGACGGUACUCCUGGAGCCAAAGAGGAAAGACUUCUUGGAGAUGAUGGUUCACCACAUCGUCACUAUCGGAGUGGUCUAUGUUUCCUACUUCUGUGGUUGGAAUCGCGUGGGUGUGGUAGUUAUGGUCCUCUUGGAUCCCGCAGAUGUGCCAUUACACCUUGCGAAGCUGUGCAAGUACACCUCGGAGGCUCUGGAGAUGAAUAUUUGGCAGUUCUUCGCAGAUCGGCUCUUUGAAUUCUUUGCGGUGCUGUUCUUUGUGACCCGCCUGGUGAUGUUUGGGUAUGUCUGUUGGUCUGCCCAUAUCGAGUCAGAACAGUACUUUCAUCUGGAUUAUGCCGCGAAAUUGUGCGUACUGUUGCUCUAUUUACUGAUGGUCUUGCAGCUAUAUUGGUUCGGUUUGAUUUUGAAGGUGGCCAUGAAGCUCUUGCGAGGCCAAGGUGCUGAGGACAUUCGCUCUGACGAUGAAGACGAAGAUCCAAAGAGACUUGGUUGGCUCAGCCGCUCUGAGCAGCUGAAAGAACGCUACACGGAGCUGAGCAAGGACUUGGAGCUUGCCCAGGAGAAGGCAGGAACGCACGAAUGCAUUUCCAACAUCGUCGCGAGGACACAUCUUUCCACGACUGCAGUCCACCAAAGUGGUAGUCUGGCAGAAACAACGCUGACCCUACUGGAGCAACAGAGGGCAGAGGUGAAGCGCUUCCAAGAUUUGAAGGCGCAGAAGGAGGCCUUGAUUGUGGAGGCCGCCCUGUUCCGUCUCUAUUGCGCCGACCGGGACGCUACGAAAAAUCUGGAGGAAGCGCAACAAGUGAGAGAAGAACUUUCCAAAACCGAGCAUGACUUGCGGAAAAGGCGCAAGGCGCUUGAGGCCUCUGAGGUGCGUCGCCAGAAGUUGGAGACCGAGGUGCGGGAGGCCGAAUCCGACCACUUCGCGCUGAACGCCGCCCUGGAGCAGCGGAAACCGGAGAUCGCCAACUGUCGAAAGCAGGCGGCCCAUUGGACGAUCAAGGAACGCGAAGCCCAGGCUCGUAUUCAUCAGGAGCAGGAGAAGAUGAAGACAUUGGAGGCUGAAUGGCAUGAUGCCACAGCAAAAAGGGAAGCGGCUGAGAAGGAGCUCGCGGAUGUGCGGCGCCGCAAAGUAGACUCAGCCCUGAAGCUCACUGCAGCGCAGCGCAGGGAGUGCCACGGAUUGCCACGGAGUUUGUGGCGGUAG